AUGAAAGUGGCAAGGGCUUGUCCUGCAAUCUCUCAUCUACUAUUUGCAGAUGAUAGUUUGUUUUUCUGUAAGGCAAACAAGGAAGAGUGUCAAACUAUUCUUAGGAUUCUAAAGGAAUAUGAGACUGUUUCAGGGCAACAGAUUAAUUUCCAGAAAUCGUCAAUUCAAUUUGGACACAAGAUUGAUGAAGCUACUCGGCAAGAGUUGAGAGAUAUUUUGGGAAUUCAAAAUCUAGGGGGAAUGGGAUCUUAUUUAGGCUUGCCGGAAAGUCUGGGUGGCUCUAAGGUACAAGUGUUUGGAUUUGUUCAAGAGCGGUUGAAUAAAAGGGUUAAUGGAUGGACCUUCCGUUUUUUUACAAAAGGUGGAAAGGAGGUGAUUAUUAAAUCGGUGAUUACGGCCUUACCAAACCAUGUGAUGUCUGUGUAUAGGUUACCAAAAGCUACAGUUAAGAAGCUGACGGGUGCUGUAGCACAAUUUUGGUGGAGCCCAGGAGGUAGUGCAAGAGGUAUGCAUUGGAAAUCAUGGGAUAAAGUGUGUGAAACCAAAGAUAAUGGUAGUUUGGGCUUUAAGGAUCUCAUGGAUUUUAAUACAGCAAUGCUUGGUAAGCAACUAUGGAGGCUAAUUGAGAAACCAAAUACUUUUUUUCAAGAGUUUUCAAAGGACGGUAUUACAGGAAUGCUUCACCCCUGGAACCGAUCCGAUCUUACUCUCCGUCAUAUGGCUGGAAGAGUAUUACUUCUGCUAGAUCUCUGGACUCUAGUGGAUCCGAAGGAUGCAAGAAUUAUUGAAAGUAUCCCUUUAAGUAGGAAUCAGAUUGAGGAUAAGGAUGGAUGGCAUUUUACUAAUAAUGGAAAAUAUUCGGUCCAAUCAGGUUAUCAGGUUGAACGUGUUUACCCUGAUAGGUUAAAACCUCCUGUUUUUAUGGCCCCACAGUGGAUAUACUUAAAGCUUUCUGCUGGAAAGUGCGGUGUCCACCAAAGAUAA
Brassica napus (rape) is the source of this 984-nucleotide messenger RNA. RefSeq lists its product as uncharacterized. The record is from RefSeq and is a predicted model, not a curated record. The transcript has 2 exons. Bases 1 to 984 code for a protein of 327 amino acids. Lineage: Eukaryota; Viridiplantae; Streptophyta; Magnoliopsida; Brassicales; Brassicaceae.